GAAAACUAUAACGGGCAACUUCUCCAUAAGCUGCUGAACGAUGGCCAACGGCACUGGGAAUGGACGAAUGGAAAAGCAAACCGAUCACAGUAUCGCCUGUGCCACGGAAAAUGACGACAACCAACCGAAAGAAGGCAUCCCUUUGUCCAGGAAACUGUGCUAUGCCAUUGGAGGAAUGCCUUAUCAAAUGACUGCAAACGCCAAGGGCUUUUUCAUGCAGAUCUUUUUACUGGAUGUUGUGAAAAUGGGAGCAUUUUAUGCAUCCCUCAUUCUCUUCCUCGGUCGAGCUUGGGAUGCUGUUACAGAUCCUCUUAUUGGAUAUGCUGUGAGCAAAAGUGGCCGGACCAGAAUUGGCAAACUCAUUCCUUGGUUAGUGUACUGGGUAAUAUCAGUAUAGCACUACAUCUAUUUCAUUUAGAUAUU
Messenger RNA from Danio rerio (zebrafish), 423 nucleotides. NCBI's taxonomy places the organism in Eukaryota, Metazoa, Chordata, Actinopteri, Cypriniformes, Danionidae. The record is from RefSeq and is a predicted model, not a curated record.